AUGGCGCAGGAUACUGGGCUUUUCAGUGUCCGAAGACCGCGAGAGACUCUGGGGAAUGUCCAGAAUUAUACUUCAAUUCCUCAGCCAUCCUCUGCGCUCAAGCGAACUAGCACUGCCGCAAAUUUACAGAAUCCGCCGUUUACGUCCCAGCAUGCCAGAUCCUCCUCUCUCGUCUCAUCGCUGAGCCGGCCUCAGCAGCCUGUUUUCCAUCGUCAGUCCACGAGCAGCGGAAACUACGGUAUAGACGGCGGCCUAUCGAGCGUUCGACGUUCCGUGUCGCAUAAUGUGCUCCAUAGCGCAAAUGCCGGCCGUCAAAGCUAUGCGCCAAUGUCCAUGGCACCUCCCCCGCCGCCUCAACUACAACGACGAAGCAGCGUCUUAUCGCGUCCAUCAAUGGGCCCCUCUGCUGCUCACCAAUCUUUCUUUGUACAGGGAUCCAUCCCAGCGGGUGUGCCUCGAGAUCCUCGACCCCUGAGGGACAGGAGUUUCCAGGCGCGCAUUAGCCAGGAAUUAUUAGAAUAUUUAACACGCAACAACUUUGAGCUGGAAAUGAAACAUUCUUUAACCCAGAAUACGUUGAAGUCACCGACCCAGAAGGACUUUAACUACAUAUUCCAAUGGCUGUAUAAGAGGAUCGACCCAAGCUAUCGCUUCCAAAAGAACAUCGACACUGAGGUUCCGCCUAUCCUAAAGCAACUGCGCUACCCCUAUGAAAAGAAUAUUACAAAAUCUCAAAUUGCAGCAGUUGGAGGCACCAACUGGUAUACGUUCUUGGGUGUGUUGCACUGGAUGAUGCAAUUGGCUCAAAUGCUAGAUCGAUAUUACCAGGAUCAGUAUGACUAUGCCUGCGCAGAAGCAGGUGUUGACGUGACUAGUGAUCGUAUAAUAUUCCGCUUCCUAUCAGGUGCAUAUCAUGACUGGUUACAAGGUGGCGAGGAUGAGGAUGACGAGGUAGCAGAACAGCGGCUCAUCCCUCACGUUGAAACUAUGGCAGCAGAAUUCGAGAAGGCAAAUGAGAAGUAUGUGCAAGAACUCCAGGCGCUAGAAGAGGAAAAUCGUUUACUCCGAGAUCAACUUGAAGAACUUGAAAAGAAUGCCCCUGAUAUUGCCAAGUUGGAUAAACACUUCAAAAUUUUGGAAGAUGACAAGAAGAAGUUUGAAGACUACAACGAGAAUGUUCAAGGAAAAAUUGAUAAAUACGAAAACCGCAUCAAAUUCUUGGAGGAGGAGCUGGAGAAAAUCGAUCUGGAGCUCCAAACCACUGAAGAUGACCGAAUCAAUCUGCAGUCAAGCGUUGAUAAGCGAGGAAUUACAAUCCAGGAUAUUGAUCGCAUGAGUACAGAGCGAGAUAGGCUCCAGAGAAGUGUGGAGGAUACAUUGGUGAGGCUCGAUGAGACUCAUGCAAAAGUUAUGGAGAAGGAAUCAGAAGCCAACAUGAAGCUUGAAGAAUUGGAGCAGGUUACCAAAUCAUACAACUCCCUCGCCUACCAAGCGGGCCUUAUUCCUUCUACCACUGCUAAUGCCAAAGGGGUGGAGUUUGAACUUUUCCUUAAUAUCAAUGAUCAACUUGGGAUGUCUCAAAGCCACGCUGUCUCUGAAGGUGACCGAUUACUUGCUGAUGCGAAUACGGGAUACCACCCAACAAAUCUUAUCAACCUAGAUCUUCGUGGCGUGGUUCGAAAUCAUCUUAUUUCCCUUCGCAAAGAAAUCAAUGAACGAAGAAAGAUUGCACUAGACGAAGAUAUGAACAGAAGAGACCUCCUUGAAAAUAUUAAAGAGGCUAUGGACGAGAAAAAGAGCGAGGUGGAGGCCCUAGAACAUCGACGUCGUGCUGCAGAAGAGGAAUUUGAGAGGACAAAGGAAAUAACAUCAACCCAGAAGCUAGCGUCUGACGCUCAAAUUGAAAAGAUGGAAAAGGAGCUCGCGAAAAUGCGUGCAAGUCUAAGUGAAAGUGUUCAAUUGAUGGAACAGAGGGAAAUGAAUACCAACAUUGAGCAUGAACAGCUUGUUUUGCGAGCAAAUGCACUUCGCGAGGAGCUUCAUACUGGAAUUGAAAGCAUGUUGAACGAUGUUAUCAAGUUUAAAGUCCAUGUGCAGAAGGGGCUGGAAGAUUAUGAAAGCUUCGUUGCAGACGAGGUUGAACAAGAACUAGGUGCAGAAGAUCUCGGCGGGGAAGGCCAGGAAGAUGCUCCCCCAGGAUGA
This is a messenger RNA of Trichophyton rubrum CBS 118892, 2202 nucleotides long. RefSeq lists its product as uncharacterized. NCBI's taxonomy places the organism in Eukaryota, Fungi, Ascomycota, Eurotiomycetes, Onygenales, Arthrodermataceae. The record is from RefSeq and is a predicted model, not a curated record. Gene Ontology annotation, cellular component: Ndc80 complex. Gene Ontology annotation, biological process: attachment of mitotic spindle microtubules to kinetochore. The coding region runs from base 1 to 2202 and encodes 733 amino acids. The transcript is spliced from 2 exons.